Molecule: messenger RNA, 1992 nt
Organism: Volvox carteri f. nagariensis
Lineage: Eukaryota; Viridiplantae; Chlorophyta; Chlorophyceae; Chlamydomonadales; Volvocaceae
Exons: 16
Coding region: 1-1992 (663 amino acids)
Cellular component (GO): HslUV protease complex
Molecular function (GO): ATP hydrolysis activity; ATP binding; peptidase activity
Source: RefSeq, a predicted model, not a curated record
AUGACACCCAAAGCCGUAGUGGAGCUUCUGGACCGCUACAUUAUUGGUCAAGAUGACGCCAAGCGCGCUGUUGCGGUUGCAUACCGCAACCGCUGGCGGCGCAAGCGUGUGCCCGUGUCCAUCCGGGACGACAUCGUGCCCAAGAACAUCCUGCUCAUAGGGCCCACGGGAUGCGGCAAGACAGAGAUUGCACGGCGCCUUGCCAAGCUUGCUAAUAGUCCCUUCGUUAAGGUGGAGGCGACCAAGUUUACGGAGGUGGGUUAUCACGGCCGCGAUGUGGACACCAUUAUUCGGGACCUUCUGGAGGCGGCCAUCAGUCUGGUGCGGAACAAGCUGAGGAAGCAGAACGAGCAGGCGCUGAAGGCGGCGGUGGAGGAGCGUAUCUUGCGGGCGCUGCUGCAGCAGGAGUCACUUGGUGCAGCGGGUCCCGGUGGGGGCCUGGAGGCGCUGAGGGAGCGGCUGCGGAAUGGUGAGCUGGAGAACGUGUUCAUAGAGGUGGACCUCACCCCGCCGGCCAAUGGCGGGUCGGGUCGUGGCGGCGGCGUCCUGGACCUGGGGCCGGGCGGCGGAGUGCCCGGAGGCCCCGUGGUCAUCAACCUGGAGCGCUUGAUGUCGGGCAAGAGGGAUGUGCGCACACUGAGGGAUGAGUUGCAGCUUCUGGUCACGGAGGUCCGUGAGGCCCGGCCGUUGAUUGAGGACGUGGAGGCGGAGCGCAUGUUCCCCCCCGAGCAGCUGGUUAAGGAGGCCAUUGCGGCCACCGAGCAGGACGGCAUCGUGUUCAUUGACGAGAUUGACAAGAUUGUGAGCGGCGGGCGGGGAGAGCGGUGGCGCAGUGGUGACCCCUCCAGCGAGGGAGUGCAGCGAGACCUGCUCCCCAUCAUUGAGGGUUCCGUCGUCAGUACCAAGCACGGCAACAUCAAUACCGAUCACAUUUUGUUCAUCUGCGCGGGGGCCUUCCAUUCGGUGAAGCCCUCGGACCUCAUGGCGGAGCUGCAGGGCCGUCUUCCCAUCCGAGUGGAGCUCAAGCCCCUCACCCGCCAUGACUUUUAUCGCAUCCUUACCGAGCCUGAGUACAACCUGAUCAAGCAGCAGCAGGUGCUCCUUGCAGCGGAAGGUGUAGAUCUGGAGUUCACUCCGGAGGCGUUGACUGAGAUGACCCGGGUUGCGGAGGAGGUCAACCGCACGCUGGACAACAUCGGCGCUCGCCGCUUGCACGCCGUACUAGAGCGUGUCGUGGAGGAAGUCAGCUUCUCCGCGCCCGAGCUGGUGGCUGCAGCGCGCCGCGAGCAGCAGCAGCAGCAGGAGCAAGGAAGUCAGCAGUAUGUGAUUGACAAGGUCCACGUGGACCGGACACUGAGUGCGUUACUGCAGAAGCAGGAUCUUUCUAGGUACAUCUUGUUGUUGGGACUUGGUCGCGACGCUGGAUUUGAGGAGAUACAGGAUGCUAGGAACUACCUCUACGAAUUGUAUAAAUGGCAUGAGCCGAGCAGGGAGGCCGUUGAGCUGGCGUUUGAUACCGUUAUCCAGGAGAAGUUGAAAUCAAGGCACAAGUAUGGAUUCAGGCCCAUCCGAACGGGGCGGCGUGGUGACAUAAUCGGGGAGGUGAAGGCGUCCUGGGACAAGAAGAUUUAUGACCUCAUCGACCCAACCAUUACCACACGGACACUGAUCAACGAGGCAUCAGUCUUCGCCGCUCUUGCUCUUUGGGCCAUGUUCUCCACGGACCAGUCCUUCCCGUUGGCCGCCGCAUUUGCUUACUCGGUGUACAAGUACCAACAGAAGCGCGUGAAGCGAGAUCCAGAGGGCCCUUUCUUUGGAGGCAACCCCAUUGUCGGCGCCAUUCUCACCACGGUUAUCGUGCUAGCUGCUGCUUGCGGACUCCUGGCGGCGUUGACGACCCCGCUGGCGCCAUUGUUAGGACCGCAGCUCCGGCAGGUCGGGUCUUUCCUGGUUGUUAUGGUUGUGGGUGUCGCCAACGUGUAUCUUAAGUAG